Messenger RNA from Petromyzon marinus (sea lamprey), 3261 nucleotides. The record is from RefSeq and is a predicted model, not a curated record. NCBI's taxonomy places the organism in Eukaryota, Metazoa, Chordata, Hyperoartia, Petromyzontiformes, Petromyzontidae.
GUCUCAGUGUGUGUGUGUAAGUGUGUGUGUCAGUGUGUGUGUCUCAGUGUUCGUCUGUGUGUGGGUGUCAAUGUCAGUGUGUGUGUCUCAGUGUCAGUCUGUGUGUGUCUCAGAUUCAUUUGCUGCCUCCUCGCAAUCCUGAGACCACUCUCACAGUGUCUCCGCGAGUCUCCAACAUGGCGUGUCUCUCUGCUCGUCUUCCCCGCGUGUCUCUCUGCGUGCUGCUGUUGCUGAACGCGGCUCAAGCACAGAUCUACGCCGGCUCCAUGCUGCUGCUGAACGCGUCUGGCCAGGAGUCUGGGGCCUUCGCCGUGGGUGUCGCCGCCCUGGGGGGCGACUUCCGGGCCAGCGACAGCAGCGCGGGGGCUGGGGGGUCGGCGUUUACUCUCGUGCAGUCACUGUGCGAGCAGCUAUCCCAGGGCGUCUUCUCCCUGACGGCACAGACGAGCGGCCCAGCUCAGACCCAGACGCUGCUCAGCUUCUGCCGCCGCCUGGCGCUGCCCUGCCUGCUCGUGUCCCCCCCCUCGGCCCCCCGCAACGAGGGGGGGCACGGGGAGGAGGAGGAGGUCGGAGUGGGGGGCCCAGUGACCCCCCUCUCGCUCGCUCCUGACCCCGGCCCCGCCCUGGCUGACCUCGUGUCCUACUACGGCUGGAAGGACUUCGUCUACUUACACGACGGGGACGACCCCUCCACGCUCAGCUCGCUGCUCUCCUCCCCGCGAGGCCCCUGGGAGGUGACGGUGUUCCACGUGGGGGGCCUGGACGGGAGGUCCCUUCGCUCGCUGCUAGACCCCCUGGACCCCCUGGACCCCCUGGACCAGCGCCACCAGCGCUUCCUCAUCGCCUGCUCCAACGGGGGUCCCCUACAGGAGCUCCUCAAACAGAUCGUGGCGAUGGGGAAGCACAUCAGAGGAUACAACUACAUCCUCUCCAGCCUGGACUUCUCUACGCUCGAUCUCACCGCGUUCCACCGGGGCGGUGCCAACGUCAGCGGCCUCCAGCUCCUCGACUUCGCUAGGCCCCAGCUCAAGGAGCUCCUCCAACAGUGGAGGAAAGUGAAACCACUCUCCAUGUCGUCUCCUGACAGCUACACCCUCAAGUCUAGCUCGGCGCUGGUGUACGACAGCCUGCUGGUGCUGCGCGCUGCUCUGCAGCGCCUGCCUGGUGCCAGCGUCGGUGCACGCGACACGACCAGCCCGUGCCUGCAGAGCUCCUGGGAGCACGGGAACCGACUAGCAAGCUCCAUGCGUGAGGUGGUGUUGGAGGGCGCGUCUGGACCACUGGGCUUUGACAGCGCUGGGAAGCGCUCAAAGUUCACUCUGCAGGUCAUGGAGAUGUCCAGCCAGGGUCCGAGUAAGGUGGGCUACUGGAACCCCGAGGAGAGGCUCGUGGUGACCAGGUCAGCGGAGGCCACUCCGGACCCACGCAAAAUCAACACCACACUGGUCAUCACUACCAUCAUGGACUCACCGUACUUCAUGAUGAAGCCCAACCACGCCGUGUUGCGUGGCAACGCCCGCUACGAAGGCUACGUAGUGGACCUCGCCGAGGAGCUGUCCAGGGCCCUCGGCUUCAGCUACGUCCUGAGCCUCGUGCCCGACGGCCGCUACGGACGCAGGGAGCCUGGCACGAGGGUGUGGCAGGGCAUGAUCGGAGAGGUUCUCUACGGGCGCGCCGAUCUGGCGGUGGCUCCGCUGACGAUAACGUCAGAGCGGGCGGCCGUGGUGGACUUCACGAAGCCCUUCAUGACGGUGGGCAUCUCGGCCAUGCUGCUGGGGGGAGAAGCGGCGCUCCCUGGGGGCUCGCUGUCGCUGCUGGCUCCCCUAGGGCACGACACGUGGCUCUGCCUGCUGCUGGCACUGCUGGGGGUCGGCUCCGUGCUCUUCGUGUUGUCACGCUUCAGCCCCUACGAGGGGGGGGGCCGAGGGGGCGGGGCGGUGGGGGGGGGGGGGCGCCCCCCCGCUACCCCCAGCACCAAAGUGGCGAUUGGGGACAGCUUGUGGGGGGCCUUCAACCUGCUGAUACAGCAUGGCAGUCAUCUCACUCCACGUGCGUGGUCGGUUCGCGUGCUGUCGGGGGCGUGGUCUCUGUUUGCGCUUCUCCUGGUCGCCGCCUACACGGCCAGCCUCGUCGCGCUCCUCCUGUCCACGCGGGCGGCGCCCUCCGCCAUCGCCUCCCUCGACGACCUGGCCAGCCAGGGCGCCCUCCACUACGGCACCCUGGACGGGGGCUCCACGCAGAACUUCUUCCGCGAGUCCAAGUUCCCGGUGUACCAGCGAAUGUGGAGCUCCAUGCAGUCAGCUCGGCCCAGCCCGUUCGUCCGCAGUAACGCGGAGGGAGUGGCGCGGGUGCGCGCCUCUGGCGGGCGAUUCGCGUUCCUGCUCGAGUCGCCCACCAACGAGUACAUCAGCCAGCGAGCUCCGUGUGACACUAGGCGUGUGGGUAGAGACAUCAACCAGCGGGGAUACGGGAUAGCCAUGCCACGUGGCUCGCAGCUCAGGCGUGUGGGUAGAGACAUCAACCAGCGGGGAUACGGCAUCGCCAUGCCACGUGGCUCGCAGCUCAGGCGUGUGGGUCGAGACAUCAACCAGCGGGGAUACGGGAUCGCCAUGCCACGUGGCUCGCAGCUCAGGAGUGCCUUGGACCUCGCCAUUCUGAAACUGAACGAGGGCGGAGUGCUGCAACAGAUCAAGCAGAAGUGGUGGUACGACAAGGGCGAGUGUGGGCACGUGCUGAACACACGGGAGGGCCCCCAGCCGCUGAGUCUCUCUGCCAUCUCGUCCUUGUUCUAUCUGCUGCUGGCUGGUGUGGCGUUGGCCCUGUUUGUGGGCGUGCUGGAGAAAUGUGUUCGCCCAUCGCCACUGCUGAACGCAGAGACGGAGCACGGCAAGCAGGCUGGGCAGGCACUCACUUAGGAGAUGCUCACCACUCACUCACCACUCACUCAUCACACAGAGACACUCACCACUCACUCACUCACCACUCACUCACUCACAGACUCACAGACUCACUCACUCACAGACUCACAGACUCACUCACUCACUCACCACUCACCACUCACUCACUCACCACUCACUCACUCACACAGACUCACAGACUCACCACUCACUCACCACUCACUCACUCACUCACCACUCACUCACCACAGAGACGGAGCACGGCAAACAGGCUGGGCAGGCACUCACUUAGGAGAUGCUCACCACUCACUCACCACUCACUCACUACUCACUAACCACACAGAGACACUCACCACUCACUCAC